AAGAAAGAAAGAAGAAGAAUGGAAGAAGAAACAGAAAGAGGAAAAAGAGAAGUUUGAGAAAGACAAGAAGGAAAUGAUACAGAAAGAAAGAGAUCAUCAACAGAAAUUACAGCAGGAGUAUGAACAGAAAGCACAAGAGGAGGAGAAGAGACUAAGAGAGUUAGAGGAGAAAAUCAAACAUGCAGAGGAAAGUAAAAAGAAGGAGCUACUCAAGCUGCAGAUAACUCAGCAGAGAGAGUGGGAGAGGAGGAAGCAGGAGGAGGAAAAGAGGAGAGAAGAAAAGGAGAAGAAAUGGAGAGAAAAAAUGGAGUCUAAGGAAAAAGACUGGCAAUUUCAGCAAAAUAAGAAGCAAAUGCAGCAUGAACAUGAGAGAAAAAUGGAGAUGGAAAGAAGAGUCCUGGAAGAAGAAAGGAGGAAACAGAAAGAGGAGGAAGAAAAGAAAAGAAUAGAGAAUGAUGCUCAUGAAAAGAUAAAACGGUUGACAGAACAACUAGAGGCACAAAGAGAGAAAGAAGAAAAAAGAAGACAAGAAAAAGAUGAACAACACAGAAAAGAACUGAAGAAACAGGAGGAAUAUUUUAGAAAAGAGAGAGAAGAAGCAGAAAAAAAACAAAAAGAGGAGGAGCAGAGAAAACUUGCCUUCAUCAAAGACACUCAUGGAAAACAGAUUGAGGAUUUUAAGAGGCAAAUGAAACUAACAGCAAGAUUAGAGGCAGAGAAGGAAUUGUGUGCCAAACUUAAUGAAAACAUUAAAAAGGCUAGAAAAGAAGGAUUUGAAGAAGGCUGUGAAAAAGUAGAGGCAGAAAGAACAGUACCAGGCAGAACUGUAGAUGCAUUUAUAAAAUUUGUUCAAAGAGGAUUAAAUAAAUAAAAUUAAAUAGUUCAGAAAUGGAAUGAAGACUUGAGUUUAAAUGCAAUUUGGACUACAUAAUGAUAGUUUCAUAAUAUUUUUGUUCCUUACACAUUAAUUGAUUGUCAUUUGACAUUUAAAUACACAUAUUUAACUUCACAUUUAACUGAAUUCAUUCACUUUAGAAAAUAAAAUACAAACUGUUUGACAUUGCAACUUUUUGUCUAACACGAAGAUAUUCUAUACUAAAGUCAUUGCUAUGGAGAUGGCACAGAGUUAUAUAUUUUUAUAACCAUGUUAACAUUUUCACCUGAUUACACAGGCUCCUUUGACAGAUUAAUUAAACAAAUUAAAAUCAUUUAGAAUUGUCUUCUAAGCCUUCUGUUAAAACUUUUGUGGAAUUUUUUUACACCAAGACAUAAAUUUCAGUCCAUAUUAAUAAUAAAAUAAAGUCCAUAUUAAUGGUUUUUUAAUAAGGGUUACAUUUUUCUCCCAUGUAGAUGCAGAGAAGCUUAUUCAUGCUUUUAUAAUUAUUAGGAUCAACUACUAUAAUAUUAAUCUUUCACUGUCAUUCUAAGAGAUCCAUUAAUAAGUUACAAUUGAUUCAGAAAGCUGCUGCACAUGUUCCCAAAAAAGGGCCCAUACUACUUCUGUUCUGAAGUCCCUCCACUGAUAACCCAUAAAGUUCAGAAUUGAUUUUAAUAUAAUUUUAUUAGUUUUGAUAACUAUUCCCACACUAGCCCCCAAAUAUACAUUGGAGGUUAUUCAAUUUCAUGAAGGAAACAGAUCCCUCCCCUCCUCUGGUACUAACCUACUUGCCUUUCCCAGGGAACGGACAAAGAUAUACAGAGAGGCAGCUUUUAGCAUAUGAUCCUCACCUUUGGAACAGCCAUCCAGAGAAUCAGAGGAAUGAGCGCAUUAAAGAUUUACUCUUUUAACAAUGCUUGUACUUCAUAAUCCUUUUAUCUUAUUUCAGUGAUAUUUUAAUUUUAUUCUUAAUUUUAAUUAAUUUAUUUCUAUUAGAUGCUUAUUAAUUACUCUAAUAACAUAUUGUUCUAAUUCUUUCAACUUAUUUUAUAGUAUUGUUUUGAUUAUUUGUUUUCAACAUUUGUGUUUUCUUUUUAACCAUUACCUGGUUCAACAUUUGUUUUAUGUUCUUGUUACUUUCAUUUCAUUUUCUGGGCCUUUGUCUGUAUGUCAGUCUGUGAAGCACUUUGAAUUGCAACUGCUUGUAGGAAAGAUGCUAAAUAAAUAAAUAAAGAUAUGAUUCAUAAAAUACACACACAGACACACACACAGACAAACACACACACACACACACACACACACACACACACACACACACACACACACACACACGCACAUAAUUAGGUAGCUGUCCAGUUAACUUGCUUGGUUACUUUGAUUACGUGUUUGUUUCAGCUGUGCAUGUGUGAUCAGUUGCUAUGUAACAGACAUGACAGUUGAUUGUCGACUUUAAUCAAGUAAAUUAAGAUUUCUUAAGUGGAGAUAAGAUGCUGUAAGAUAAGACCCCUAAAUCAAGAUUAGAUUUGCUUCUGUAAUAUGGAUUUGUGAAAAAUCUUAUCUUGACUUGUAGAUCGUAAGUUAUGACAAAAGGAUAGUAAGUUGAGGGGCCCUUCACCAGUUUGACCAAUUUUGACUUGGAAGUUUCUUUCAUUUUCACUUUCUUGUUUUUAUUUUGAAAGGAUCGUUGUACAUGUGAAAUAAGUGUAUAUUGUUGGGAUCGUUUAUAUGUCUACUAAACAAAAAAAAAGAAACAUUUCAAAAACAAUCAAUUAACUGCUCAUUAUUGCUCAUUACCUAUUAAUUUAUUCUUAGAACCUCUGAAAAUUGUGCUUGAAUUUUGGUGUUUUGGUCAAUUACAAUUUCAGUUCUCAAGUAUAUACAUGACACUGUCACAUAUGCCAUUGUUGUUAUUUUCAGGAAAGUCUGGGCUCCUCAGAUAUGCCAUUAUUUGGUUUUAAUACUGAAAAAUUAAUGUAAUUUGAAAUGGCCAAAUAUUGUUAUUUUAUAAGCAGGUGUGGAGACAGAGAGCUGUUUAUUUAUACACAACACAAAAGCCAUUUGGCUUUUCAGCCAAAGUAAGAAAACAUCCUCGCUAGGACUUCUCAGUCCUUUCCUUUCAUUUGCUUUCUUUAGCUCAGCUUGGCUAUCCUCUCACACCUUCACUGGUCUCCUUCUUUCUGGGAUCUGCCACCUACUAAGGAAAGAGAUGGCUAUAAGUGGGGUGGCAGAAACAAGGCACAGGUGACUAUCAUCAGCUACUUAGCCCACUGGUUGAGCCCAGCCAAGUCUCCAUCCUGCAUGUGACACUCAGCCAUGCCCCCUUCUCAUGUGGAGAUUUAUACUGGGCAUUUAAAUGGACAUAAAUGUAGGAUAUGAAUGGUGGUCUUCUGAUCUGGAUCUCAAUCUUUGUUGAACCUCGAUAAAAUCACUCUGGACACAAUGUGAGUCCUGCUGUAACUAUGAUGGGUGAAUCGUGUUGCUGUUUUAAAUGUUUAUCCAUGUGAAGGUUAAAGUAGGCAGCUGAUAGCAGGCUUUACAGUGAAUUUGGAUUUGUUUGGUGCAGGAUUUCUGACUGGUGUUUGGUUAGAGGUGGUUUGUUAUAAUAUAAAGGCUAAAAGCAGAGAUAUAAUGAUGGAGUCCAAUGAGACCUCAUGUUUGGGCUUGGUAAUCAAUGACAUUGCUUGACUUAGGCAGGAGAGGUUUGAGUCACAUAACAAAUGACAAAGAAAAAUAAACAGUGACAUUUAUUGUACAUCACAACAAUACCUACUUAAAUCCUUCUCUUUAGUUGGGCAAAAUAAAAAAAACAAUGAAUGAAAGUAAUGAGAGCUCUCAGCGUCUCAGUAUUAAAAUCAAGUGGUAACAAUAUUUAAUAAUUAAAUAUUAAUGAACUAUUAGUUUCCUAUUGUUUAGUCAUUAGUUAACUCUUCAUUAAGCAUUUCCUGUUACUUAGUAACUGAUUAAGCACUUAUAUCAAUUAACAGUUACACUGUUACAAUUAACAGAGUACACUGUUAAUUGAUAAGUUAGUUUUUCGUAAGUUUAUAGCUUACUUACUCAUCUGUGUACUAACUACUGCUUAUUACAUUGUUAAUGAACUAGUAUUUUUAUUCAUAUGAAGAAGUGACAUCACUAGCACUUAUGCGUUAAUCCUGUUAAUUAGCUGUUAAUUAAUUUCCAUCACCUCCGUAUAUACAGUUGCUUCACUUUUCUCACAUUGGUUUUUAUUCAUUAAAGACGCUUAUGGUCAACGGAAUACAUGUGUGUGAAUGAGAGGGAGGCAGGUGGAAAGGUGAAGAUGCAAGGAGUAGAGGUCGUAAAGGUGGAUGACUUCAAAUAUC
This is a messenger RNA of Pygocentrus nattereri (red-bellied piranha), 4218 nucleotides long. RefSeq names its product vicilin-like seed storage protein At2g18540. NCBI's taxonomy places the organism in Eukaryota, Metazoa, Chordata, Actinopteri, Characiformes, Serrasalmidae. The transcript has a single exon. Bases 74 to 871 code for a protein of 265 amino acids. The record is from RefSeq and is a predicted model, not a curated record.